AUGAUUGUGAUAAGUGAUGGAGAUUUACUCCGGGAAGCAUUGAUUAAACAAGCUAAUAUCUUCUCCGAUAGGAAAGUCAAUGGAUUAAUAUCAGUCUCGUUCCCCGUUGAAGGAAGUAUAGCGUGGCAGAAUGGCGAUCCCUGGAAGGAGCACCGGCGCUUCAUGAACCGAACCCUCCGCACCCUGGGCAUGGGACGCAGCCUGAUGGGCAAACGCAUCAACGAUGAGUGCCUCAACAUGUGUGACUACGUGGACAAGCUGGAGGGAAACCCCAUCAACCCCGAUCAAAUGAUGACCACCAUGACAUGCAACAUCAUGAACGCCGUCGCGCUGGGGAAGCGUUACGACUUCAACGACCCGCGGUUCGUGAAGCUACGCCGGGACUGCAAGGAGAUCCUUGACAAUCUGUCCAAUACUUCAAUCUACAACAUGUUGCCUUUCCUUUACCAUACGCGCCUCUGUAAGAGAUAUAGAGAAGCUGUAGAGAAUGUGACGAUCUACGUCAAGAAUGAGGUCAUCGAACACGACAAGUCAUUCAACAAUAACUCUUUACGCGACGUCAUCGAUUACUACCUCAGAGAGGUCAAGAGAGGGUCAAGGGUCACCGAUGAGGAAGACGACGACGACGAGAAAGAUAAUGAACACACGUGCAGUUUCAUCAACGAUCAGUUUUGUUGGAGAGGGGUGUUGGAUCUGUUGAUCGCUGGUGUAGACACGACGUCCAACCAUACGAUGUGGACAAUGCUACACAUGGCCUACUACCCCGAGAUCCAAGAAAAGGCUCAAGCACAAAUCGACCAGGUUGUCGGUCGUGAUCGUUUACCGACCCUCGAUGACCAACCACGUCUCCCGUUGGUUACGGCCAUCGCUCGUGAAGUUCUUCGUACGAGUAUAGGGACGACCACCGUACCACAUCAUACAACCCAAGACACGUAUCUCAAGGAGUUCUUCAUCCCGAAGGGUACACAGGUUCUGGGGAAUCUGUGGAGUUUAAAUCAUGACCCGGAAGUUUUUGAAGAUCCCUAUGUAUUCCGCCCAUCAAGGUUCUUAGCAGAAGACGGCAGCUUACAAGGUCUUUCUGACGUCAAGUCGUUCGGCAUAGGUCCCCGGAAGUGCCCUGGUGAACCCAUGGCCCAGCAGGAGUGUUUCCUGAUCAUGGCCAUCCUGCUACAUCGGUACAACCUCGUCUUUCCCGAAGGUGACCCGAUCCCCGACAUCCGAGGCCGAGUCAAAGGCAUGAUGCUCCUCCCUGACAAAUACAGGCUCAGGUUCAUACGCCGAUAGUCAACGAAACAUUCCGAAACAUUCCGAGUACAGUGAAUCGCACGCCGAAUGAAUCGAAGGAAAAAAUGAGCAUUCGAAGUAUGUAUGCUGAUGUUUCUCCGGCGCAACGCACUCAGUCUACAAGCUAAUAUAGUGAAUAUUGUUUCCGAAUAUGAAGAAGGUUAUAGAGGUGCCUUUCGUGAGGAUUAGAACCCGGAUGUAAGUCAUUUUGUGAGAUUUCAAAAGUUCUCGACUCGAGAUUCGAGAGUGGCCGAGUGUUUCUGAAUGUUUCCGAAUGUUUUCCGAGUGUUUCCGAAUGGGUUGGGAUUGACGAAGUUGACGAUGGUCGUAUCGUGAUUUACACAAUUGAAAAUGUAAUCACUACUCAAACUGGUCGCCUUUACGAAGUUGAAAAAGACUUCGUUUUUUUAAGAGAGAGAGAGAGAGAGAGGAAAGACGUUCGUUCACAACAGAAUACCUAUCAACACUGGCAUAUAGCUCGCAGACAGGAUCCAUACUACAUAAUUAUGCGAUAGGUCGAGGGUUCGCGGGCCUUCCUUAUAUAUUCUGACUUCUUCAUCCGGGAAGGGGUCGCCCCCUUAUCUCUUAUUUCUUGAUAGGCUAUGUUAGCCUCUUUUUAACUAUAUGGCUACUAAACAAGUUCACUAUUAACGCUUUUAGCUACUCCUUAAAAAAAAA
Strongylocentrotus purpuratus (purple sea urchin) is the source of this 1962-nucleotide messenger RNA. RefSeq names its product cytochrome P450 2U1. The record is from RefSeq and is a predicted model, not a curated record. The transcript is spliced from 6 exons. Gene Ontology annotation, biological process: xenobiotic metabolic process. Gene Ontology annotation, molecular function: oxidoreductase activity, acting on paired donors, with incorporation or reduction of molecular oxygen, reduced flavin or flavoprotein as one donor, and incorporation of one atom of oxygen; iron ion binding; heme binding. Gene Ontology annotation, cellular component: cytoplasm; intracellular membrane-bounded organelle. Lineage: Eukaryota; Metazoa; Echinodermata; Echinoidea; Camarodonta; Strongylocentrotidae. Bases 1 to 1284 code for a protein of 427 amino acids.